AGAAAGAAAAUAAUAAACAGGAUUCUUGUUCGGCUUGAUUUCUUUUAAGAAUUUUUAUAGACUGCUGCAUUAAUUACUACUAUCGUUUCAAUAGAAUUGCAAAGCCAAUCAUGAUGGCUGAAAUCAAUGCUACCCAAUUAGCACGGAGAAAAUACCUCAACAUGGCUGUAUCGUCAGAAUUGCUAGAACAUGAAUUUGAAAGUGCCGACAGGGAUUGUGUCGAAACGCUUACGGAAAUGGUGCAAAGUUUUAUCGUAGAACUAGGUCAGUCUGCUCGAAAUUAUUGUGAGCUAGCCGGACGUACUCAACCUGUUAUAGGAGAUGUUGUUAUAGCGCUCAUCAACAUGGGAAUUCCUGUAAAAGGUCUGGAAUCAUAUGCCAAGCGAGAAGGACGACAAAUAUUACCCCUGCCGCAACAGGCACAGACUCAGAAGCAGCUUAGCAUUCUCCAGGCUGGUCAAAAGAAUUCGCACCCGUCACACAUUCCCAAUUAUUUACCGGCUCUGCCAGAUCCACAUGCAUACAUACGAACACCGACAUAUAAACAACCCGUAACCGAGUACGAAGCUAUUCGUGAAAAAGCAGCUUCCCAAAAGCGGGACGUCGAGAAAGCACUCACUCGAUUUCUAGCUAAAACAAGCGAUGUUCACAGUCUGUUUGAUAAUGAGGAUAACCCAAUGUUUCCACUAAUUGCCUGCAAACCAUCAUUUCCACCAUACCUACAGGCGUUGAAUCCAACAGAUCAGAUAUUCGACUUCGAAGAGCUGGAGUAUUAUUAUCAGGUGGCAAACCGGAAGGAAGAUCCAGCUGAUGCCAAGGAUGCUGACGACGAUGACGAAGACGGCGACGAUGUUGAAGAUAAGAAAGAAGACAAAGAUGAUGAAAAGGAUGUAGAAUCUGGCCGGGGAGAUUCGAACAAUGGAAGUGCUAGCGUUAAAGCGUGCGGGGAAGCUAAAAUGGGCCCUCCAACGGUGACGGUUUCCACAGCAAGCGGUAACAUAACAACGGCUCAGAUCAAUUUAACUAACAAUAGUCCUACGAUCGACAAUCCAUAUUUGCGAGCGGCCACCAUUCCCAGGAAGGUGAAGAGCGAAACUGGAACGGGGAUGUUUUAAGAGAGUAACGACUGGUUAAACUUAACAUAACGACAUUCAAAGCCGUUUCUGUUUAAUCGAAAAUUUUAGUUGUCAUGUUGAAUGUUUCGAUCAGUCAGACAGUCAUGUUUAUGAUUUGUACUAAAGAAAACAGAUUUUAGGAUUUUG
Messenger RNA from Malaya genurostris, 1262 nucleotides. RefSeq names its product transcription initiation factor TFIID subunit 8-like. The record is from RefSeq and is a predicted model, not a curated record. Gene Ontology annotation, molecular function: protein heterodimerization activity. Gene Ontology annotation, biological process: transcription initiation at RNA polymerase II promoter. The coding region runs from base 111 to 1115 and encodes 334 amino acids. The transcript is spliced from 3 exons. NCBI's taxonomy places the organism in Eukaryota, Metazoa, Arthropoda, Insecta, Diptera, Culicidae. Gene Ontology annotation, cellular component: transcription factor TFIID complex.